ACUGUUUGUUGAGGCAUUGAACCAGAACACUUUUUCAUUUAGGGAAGAGAAACACUCUUGAAGAGAGCUUAUGUACACUUGUAUGACAGAAGUGAUGUAUUCAUCUCAGAGAAAGUAACAGGACACACACACUCUCUCUCACACCUAUAGGCUAGCUGACCCUGGGGGAUUCUCAUGUCUCCCCAAAGCACUGAGGAACUUCAACCAGCUGCUCUUCUCUGCUACGGAAAUUUUGAAGAACAUCAAAACCAACUGUCUUUUCCUCAUAUGUUCUCUUUGGAAGGCAUUCUCUUUUCUUUCACAGCUCUGGGUUCCUCUGGGAUCCCACAUUAGAGGAUAUAUUAACAAAACCAGGACUUCUGUACAGCUCACGUGGUCUUGUAAGAUUUUUGGAUCUAAAUCAGAGGCUACUGGUUCAUAUUUUCAUUUCAAGUGCAUAGGAUUUUGCACAACCAACAGGUUAUUUGUCUCAUCUAAUCAACUUUGAAGUCUUCAAGAGGAUUGUAGAGUGUUUGGGACUUUUACAGCCUUAGCGUCUCUGAACAGACAGAGUUGAUUAAUUGGGGGCUUAGGAACAGAGACUUGUCUCCGCUAACAUUUAUGACACAUACCAGCAAACAGCAGGAGAUUUACACAAGAAGAGCAGACAGAGAGAGAUUGGAAGAGGAGAGAGGGUGAGGGGGAUCCUACAGCCAUCAAAAGAAGUAAUGAAUACCAGAGAGACUUUGUAAAUCUUCCUAAAAACCUCUGCAGGAUACUGAAAUACUACUGCUGAAGAAGGUGAAAUUAUCCGAAGCUUACAGCACAAUUAGGUGUGUGCUGUUGGUGCUACCAUGGAAGUCCCUGCACUGGUCUUUAUGGUUUUGAUCCUGGUGUGUGAUAUGUUCCCCUUAUUGGAAUGCAACACUGGAGUUCAGGAGUUUGACAACAGUGAUGAAGGCCCAGAGCCUGGAUUCCUUUCAGGCUCACGCACCCGCCGGGCAACAGAAGUCCCAUCCCAGGACAAGUGCUCUUAUACCUUCAUUGUUCCCCAGCAAAAGGUCACAGGUGCUAUUUGUGUUAAUUCGAAGGAACCUGAGGCUGUACUGGAGAAUCGGGUAAAUAAGCAGGAGCUGGAACUUGUUAACACUGAGCUCCACAAGCAGAAGAGGCAAAUUGAGACUCUACAGCAGCUCGUAGAAGUGGAUGGUGGUAUUGUUAAUGAGGUGAAGCUCUUACGCAAAGAAUCACGCAACAUGAACUCUCGUGUGACACAACUCUAUAUGCAGCUUCUCCAUGAGAUUAUCCGCAAGCGAGACAAUGCACUGGAGCUUUCUCAACUGGAGAACAAGAUUCUGAACCAGACAUCAGAGCUGUUGCAGCUUUCCAACCGCUACAAAGAUCUGGAACAUAAGUACCAGCAUUUGUCAUCACUGGCAAACAAUCAAUCCACUCUUAUUGCUCUACUUGAGGUACAGUGUCAGAAAGGACCACCAGUGGUGGCACCUAGACCACUGCCCCAACCCCAGCCACAACCUCAACCCAGGCCAUCGCCACCUAUUAACAAGCCAUACCAACCACCUAUGUUUAAUCGCAACAACCAAAUAACCAAUGAGAUCCAGAGUGAUCAAAACCUGAAAGCGCCACCACCUCCACUACCCACCAUGCCAAGUGGCACUCACAGCCCAUCUACAACCAACAAGCCAUCUGGCCCCUGGAAAGACUGUCUGCAGGCCCUGGAAGAUGGCCAUAGUAACAGUGGUAUGUAUCUAGUGAAGCCUGAAAAUACCAACAAGCUCAUGCAGGUAUGGUGUGACCAAAAACAAGACCCUGGAGGCUGGACAGUCAUCCAGAGACGCAUGGAUGGCUCUGUGAAUUUCUUCAGGAACUGGGAGACAUACAAGCAAGGCUUUGGGAAUAUAGAUGGAGAGUACUGGCUAGGGUUGGAGAACAUUUACUGGUUGACCAAUCAGGCUACUUAUAAGCUUUUGGUGACUCUGGAGGACUGGGCUGGGCGCAAAACAUUUGCAGAAUAUGCCAGCUUCAGGCUGGAACCUGAAGCAGACUUCUACAAACUACGGGUGGGCCGCUACCAUGGCAAUGCUGGCGAUUCUCUCACCUGGCACAAUGGCAAGCAGUUCACUACGCUGGACAGAGAUCAUGAUGCAUACACAGGUAACUGUGCUCACUAUCAGAAGGGAGGCUGGUGGUAUAACUCCUGUGCCCACUCCAACCUGAAUGGUGUCUGGUAUCGAGGCGGGCACUACCGCAGCCGCUACCAAGAUGGAGUGUACUGGGCUGAAUUCAGAGGAGGAGCAUACUCCCUAAAGAAAGUGGUGAUGAUGAUACGUCCCAAUCCCAACACUUUUCACUGAACAGCAUACAAACCAGACGAAAAGACUAUACCCCACACAUACAGAAAGUUGAAGAUGUUUAUAUUUAUGGUAAAUGGAAUCUUUGGGAUGACAAAUCCUCUCAAAAUUUAUUUGUGGCAAUGUAUCCUCCUGACAUCUGGAAAAUUUGGCCUUCAUAUUCCAUUGUUCAUAACAGUUUCUGCUUUGUGUUCAUCUGGUGAAAUUAUUUGCAAUACAAUUUUGGCUUUGUUUAACCAAACAACAAAAAACACUCUGUCCUCAUGCAAACAUUAUAAUUAAACUUACGUUUAUAUGCGACAGAUUAUCUAUUUUUGAGUGGUCAUAUCAAAUAUGUGACAGUACAGCUUAGAAAUAGCGCUUUCAAAAAAAUAUUAUAUGUGACCUAAGACACAGGAUGCACAGUCUGGUGGUAGACAAGUUAUGCUUGAUUAGUUUUUAUGAAGCAAAAAAACAGAAAAGGAUUUUCUGAAAAAUAAGUGGUUGAGUGGUUUAUUUCAAUAAUUACAAAUCACUGUCCAAUUUCUUGAAACGAAAUUAGGCCAAAAGAUGACAUGACUAAUAGCAGACUAAUGGCUUACCACUACCAGGAAGAGUCUGAAGGGAAAUUUCUGAAACUGUACACUGGUAUUGCUGAAAUGUUUAAGCCCUGAUAUAUUCAGUGAAUGCCAACUCAUUGUUGUAUAUACUGUGGUUAGCAGCAGAAGCGGGAAGAAACAUCCACAAAAUCUUCUACAGAUACUUAUAAUAAAUGUAACGAACUAUACAACAAAAGACAGGCAAACAUUUCUGGUGCUAUCUUAAUAACAUAGUUCCUAUGAGACAAAUAUUAUCUGGUAUGUAUUUAUUCUUCCUUGAAGUUAAAAGACAAUUAAGAAACAGAUCAUUACUAUCAUAUCAAUGUAAUGAAGAAUAAAUAAGAACAAUUACGGUACUACUUUUUUUUUUUUUUACCAUUACUACUGUUAAAAUAAAAUCCAAUAUUCGAUAAUAUGAAUUACUUAAGAAAGCUGUAUUUAAAAAAUACAUUCUGUAUAGAGCAACAGUAUGAGUAAAGCAGUUAAAGUAUGUUAAAAAGCCUGACUUAAGGCACAGGGGUUUCUACCAAUUGUCUUACCUCCUGGAAAUAUCACCUUCUGGCCAGGUUCCUGGUCAUAUAUCUUGAUAUAAAAAGAAAUUUAUACUAUACCACUAUCAAGAUUAUGUAUUCUUUGUGCUUGUUUGAGAUUUUACUAUAUGUUCCGGUUUUCUUUUAAAUAAUUGGAAAAUUGUACAUAAUGUACAAAUUUAAACGUUGGAACCAACCCAGCAUAUUUCUGUAUAUAUAAUUUUGGAGAAAUUGUUUAUACUUCAAGUGUAAUAAAUGUACUUGCAUCAUCAAAAUGUUGUAAUAAUAAAAAAAAAAAUGACA
Messenger RNA from Hemibagrus wyckioides, 3762 nucleotides. It is a transcript of the gene angptl2b, whose product is annotated as angiopoietin-like 2b. The coding region runs from base 834 to 2354 and encodes 506 amino acids. The transcript has 5 exons. The record is from RefSeq and is a predicted model, not a curated record. Lineage: Eukaryota; Metazoa; Chordata; Actinopteri; Siluriformes; Bagridae.